Messenger RNA from Melampsora larici-populina 98AG31, 3765 nucleotides. RefSeq lists its product as uncharacterized. NCBI's taxonomy places the organism in Eukaryota, Fungi, Basidiomycota, Pucciniomycetes, Pucciniales, Melampsoraceae. Gene Ontology annotation, molecular function: ABC-type transporter activity; ATP binding; ATP hydrolysis activity. Gene Ontology annotation, cellular component: membrane. The record is from RefSeq and is a predicted model, not a curated record. The transcript is spliced from 12 exons. The coding region runs from base 308 to 3361 and encodes 1017 amino acids.
GUACUUUUUGGGUCACUACUAAUAAAUAUCGGACGGGCGUUGCAGUAACUUGCCAGUCAUCACAUUUUCCUAUACCACUUCAGCAUCGAUUUAACAUCAAAGCGAGAUCAGCUCAAAAUAACUUUGCGAAUUUUGUGGAUGAAUCUUUAGCAUCUCCGUUUGAUAUAUUUACGACCCCUCAUUCGACAUUCCUCCUCUGCGCCCACUGACCAUCUCAGCAGCUAUCAACUGGUAUUAACAGUAUCACGCAGAAUCUGUUACUUGAACUCUACAGCUGUUGCCAUUUUGUACUCCAUCAAUUCCCCAAAUGUCCAUCCUCUCAAAUCGUCGUUCCCUUUCCUUCCCGUUUCUCUUCUGCCUUUUUAUCGUCCGAACAUACUGUCAGUCUUGUCAGGACCUUAAUCAAACUGGCUCAAACUGCGUUUGUUUACCUGGUUUCACCAAUUCACCAGAAUGCAAUACCCUAGCCUGUGGAAAUCCUUUUGUUGAUGCCUCAAAGCGGCCUGCUUUGAUCCCGAGCUCGGCGGGAAGCGGCGGCAGCAAGGGAUGUGGCAAUCAAUGUACUACGGGCUUUACUGGAACGUCCUGCAAUAUAUGCACGAGCUCGGACGCAUGUCAGGCUGGAAUCUCCUCUUUGUCUUCCGGAUCUCAAAAGGCCUCCCCUUUGACCUCAGCCACGCAGGAUAUGAUUUGUAGUAACGAACCGUCUGCAUUUGGAGUCAACUUUGGUCAAUGCGAUAUUGAGAACCCAACUCUCAACUCACUGUUCCCUGGAAAGAUAUGGGCUACUGCACAGCGGAAUCCAGAUCCCUCAGCUGCGCCUUUACCCACGUCUCUGUUGUCUGCUCUUACGCCGAACUCACUUAUAGCCCAGCUUUGGUAUGCUCCCAACACGUCAACUAUUGCUGUGGAACAAUUCUUUUGCAUUGCUACAAAUUGUACACAGGAGAUCAAGCAGGAGGUGGACAUUAAUGCCUGUCCUGCAAUGAAAUGUCGUUGUAUACCUGGAACUGCGAUGUGUGGAGGUGGCCCGCUCGACAUUACCCACACAAUCAACGACCUCACCGGCGAAUUGACUUUGGAAUGUCCUAUUUCCAAUACGAGCUCUUCAUGUAGUCUGAAGACUGAAACGAUCAAAGCUCUUCUCGGUCCUAAUGGCUUUACUCUUACUAAUUGUCAUUUUGGGGAGUGUAUCCAACAAAGCGUAGUCGAUAUGAAGCGGAAGUUACUUUAUCACCUGGAGGACAAUUCGCUCUCAACUGGCCUGAUCGUAGGCAUUGUCAUCAUCCUCGCAGUCAUUGCUGCUCUUCUUGCCCUUGUCCUAUUUGGGUUUUGGCAACAGCGUCAAGCACGUCACCCGCAGCACCCAUCGUCACCACUUGCUUCAGGGGGUGCGGCUCGAUUAGUUUGGCAAGAUUUACGAUAUGUGCUCGAACCCAAGGGCUCUUCCUCUGCACUUUACCAUCGUCUCCGGUCUACUGUUGGUCCCAAAAGUAGGUCUAAGUCUCAUCAUCUACGAAUGCCAUCGAUUGCCUCAACCGCGAAUCACCCUGUCCUAGAUGAGAAAGGCGGAGCCGUUAGGUCGCCUAGCUUCUCUAUCGAUACUCAAAUCCCGGUCCCAUCGUUAUCAACCCAUCAAGACUGUAAUCGUCACCAACAUAAGGUUAUCUUGCGUGGGCUCAGUGGAGCAGUAGAGCCAGGCACUAUGAUGGCCAUUUUGGGACCUUCUGGUGCCGGGAAAAGUACCUUCCUCGACAUCCUAGCUGGGCAAAGGAAAGCUGGUAGAGUGACCGGAUCUCAUAGCAUCAGUCUUCCAGGUAGCGAUGCAGCUUCAGAUGAUGGGUUCUCGAUUGGUUUUGUGGACCAAUCAGAUAUUCUACCAGCUACCGCCACAGUCCGUGAGGCACUGCUCUUUGCUGCCAAACUCAAGCUACCAGAGGAUAUUAGUGAUGAGAAGCGUGACUUGAGAGUAGCAGAGGUGAUCGACUCAUUAGGGUUAGCCCAUGUAGCUCACUCGAGAGUUGGUGAUGACGAAGUGCGCGGUUUAUCUGGCGGUGAACGUCGAAGGUUAUCAAUUGGCUUGGAAAUGAUCUCGUGUCCUUCAAUCCUCUUUUUGGACGAGCCAACUUCCGGGCUAGACUCAGUCUCAGCGUUACGGGUGGUCAAUGUCCUCAAAGCGCUUUCAAUCAAUGCUCCGGAAGGCUGUGGAACCACUAUUGUUUGCAGUAUUCAUCAACCUAGCUCCCAGAUAUACCAUUCUUUUGAUUAUAUUUGCCUGCUCGCCCUGGGUGGUCGCCAAAUUUAUUGCGGAAAGACAUUAGGGGCUGUAGAUUUUAUUGCUUCCCAUGGGCUUGAGUGCCCGCAGGGUUACAAUAUGGCUGAUUACCUCCUCGAAGUCGCUUCUGACCCACCCGCUAUGUUACUCGACCAAGCUAAUGCCACUAACAAAGCUUUAGAGAGCUACCCUGCUUCAAUUCAAUCGACACCCGUCAACUACCUUGAGAAGACUCGACCUCGAACCACUACCAUGACUCAAUUCCAAUGCCUUUCGAAGCGUGAAUGGACAAACUUGAAGCGUGAUCCUGGAUUAUUUUGGAUGCAUGCCAUCAUUGCAUUGGUGACAGGAAUAUUUGUGGGGGCAAUGUACUUUCAAGUAAAGCUGAGUAUCGCUGGAUUUCAGAAUCGUAUAGGAUCUUUAUUUUUCUUGGCAUCCGUUAUCGCUUUCAGCGCAUUAUCUGCUCUAAACAACUUUUUGACUGUGAGACUUUUAUUCAUGCGCGAGCGCGCAGGUCGAUUUUACAGCCCCGCCGCUUGGUUACUCUCACGACUCUUCUUUGACAUCAUCCCUCUUCGAGUCAUCCCUGCUCUCAUGAUGGGUAUCAUCAUGUAUUACAUGGUCGGACUGGACUCUUCAUCUGAACAUGUCCUAAAAUUUCUUUUAGUCGUCCUCCAAUUGAGCAUCGUUCAAACGCUUUUCAACUUAUUCCUAGCAGCAGUUUUUAAACAACAAGGUUUAGCGAUCUUGUUGGCUAGUUUGACAAACUUAUUACAGAUGGCUUUUGCUGGUUUCUUUGUCAAUCUUUCUUCACUCAUUCCGCUGCUUCGAUGGAUACAAUACCUUGCUCCUUUCAAAUUUGCUCUAGAGGCGAUGACAGUGAACGAGGUUGGGACUGGACUGAUGAUCAAGGAUACAAUUUCAGGUGUGAACAUACAAACUUCGGCAUCUAUGAUUAUGAAUUUGUUAUUCGGGUUUAAGCCUGAUGCGUAUUACCGUGAUGUCAUCGCCCUUUUUGGCUUUAUGGCUGCCCUGGUCCUCUUCUUAGUAAUUGCAGUGUACUAUAAAUUGCGUCAGACACGUUAAUCUGGAUGAUCCUAUGUAUGAAGGUAGCAAAAGAUACAUUCCUCGGACAUCACGGAUCUACUUAUUCACUUGCCGCAGCCUUUAGAAACCUUUGUUCUUGUAUACUCAUUCACUCCCUCCUCGUUUUAACAAGCUCCUUAAUUCUCUCAACGCACGCUUUGUAUUGUGACAACUUUAGGAUUUUGCUGAUUGUUUCAUCUGUGGCCUUGCAAUUUUGUUAUGCACAAUGCAUGAAAGUCAUUCUUAAGAUAGUAUUCCCAAGGACAACCAAGAUAAGAAGAAAAGACAUCAUGUGUCCCAUGAUCUUGAGGCCAGGGAAUUGGUGAGGUUCUUCAAUUGUCAUGUUUCUAAACACCUUGAAAGUUAUCAUUGCAAUUUAUCCAUUCUCUUGCCAGUCUUCUGCU